Saprolegnia parasitica CBS 223.65 is the source of this 1242-nucleotide messenger RNA. RefSeq lists its product as hypothetical. Gene Ontology annotation, biological process: transmembrane transport. The record is from RefSeq and is a predicted model, not a curated record. Gene Ontology annotation, cellular component: membrane. Gene Ontology annotation, molecular function: transmembrane transporter activity. The coding region runs from base 1 to 1242 and encodes 413 amino acids. The transcript has a single exon. NCBI's taxonomy places the organism in Eukaryota, Oomycota, Saprolegniomycetes, Saprolegniales, Saprolegniaceae.
AUGGGGCCGCGGUUCAUCUUUGGCCUGACGUAUGCUGCGUACAUUGUGGUCUACUUCACGCGCAAGCCGCUGUCGGUGACCAAGUCGACGCUCACGGCGACGCAUGCGCAUUCGGAGGCCGAGCUCGGGCUCAUCGACACGGCCUUCCUCAUCGCCUACGCGAUCGGGCAGUUUGCGUCGGGCCUCGUCGCGUCGCGCGUCGGCGUCCGCAUCGGUCUCGCCAUGGCGUUCGUUGGCACUGGUGCCUGCGCCUACCUCUUUGGCGCGAGCGACUCGAAGGACGUCCGGGCCGCUGCGUGGUGCCUCAAUGGUGUCUUCCAAGCGCUCUUUUUUCCACUCAUUGCCGACGUGCUCCGGGCCUGGUUUCCGCCGUCGACGCGCGGCCAAGUCAUGGGCUUCUGGACUACGUGCCAGCAAGUAGGCGGCUUCGCCACGAGCGCGUUUGGUGCGUACGUAUUGAGCCAACCUGGUCUCUCGUGGCGCCAUGUGUUUACGAUGCCGAGCUACCUCUCCGUGGCGUUUGCCCUCGUGACACUCACGCUGCUCUCGCCCGCGCCCGCAUCCACCGAGAAGCGCUUGCACAGCGUCUUGCACACGCCGUCCACGUCCACGCCGUCCCUCCGCGAUGUACUCCAGUUGCCGAAUCUUUGGCGCAUUAGCGCCGCGUACUUUUGCAUCAAGCUCGUGCGCUACACCUACCUCGGCUGGCUCCCAUUCUACUUGACCAACGUGCUUGGGUACUCGGCGCCGCAGGCAGUGCUCAUGUCGACCGUCUUUGACCUCGCGGGCACGAUCGGCAGCAUUCUCUGCGGCGUCGUCUCGGACAAGGUGUUUCUCGGCCACAGUGCAAAGGUGGUCGGGCCCAUGUGUCUUUUCUGCGGCGUCACGACGCUUCUGUACCCGCAUUUUGCACCGCUCGGACAAACCGUCAACUUGUUUACGAUGGCGCUUGUCGGGCUCUUCGUCGCAGGACCCGACUCGAUGCUCGGAGGCGCCGCGUGCGCCGAAGUCUGCGACCGCGCGAACGCGCCGACGGCCUCGGCCAUGGCCACAGGUCUCGCCAACGGCAUGGGCUCGCUCGGAGCGAUUGCGUCCGGCAUGCUCCCGAUCCUCAUCAAGGAGUACUUUGGCUGGAACGUCCUCUUCUACGCCAUGGGUCUUCUAGCCAUGCUUGGCGGUCUUCUCUUGCUGCCAAUGAUGCGCCUUCGGGCUAGUAGCGCCACCAAGACCAAGGACUCGUAG